Messenger RNA from Peronospora matthiolae, 1152 nucleotides. NCBI's taxonomy places the organism in Eukaryota, Oomycota, Peronosporomycetes, Peronosporales, Peronosporaceae. The record is from the annotation of a GenBank genome assembly.
AUGACGGACUUUUUUGCCAAGGAACAAGCGGCGUACCCGGACAUUGCACCACGCUAUCAGCAGCUGCAGGAUCUCCAUGCGCGCAAACUCUACCAUGAGCUUACGGGCGAGCUCGAGGCGUUUGUGCGCGACCCGAUGACGCACAAGUACCCGCUGAAUUUAGUGAAUCUGUAUCAGGAGUUCAUUCGCACGUUCCAGGACAAACUGAACCAGAUUCGGCUCGUGAGUAUCUGCAGUGAGAUCAGUACCCAAUUUGCAGACCCUGCCAAGGCGCAAGCAUUCAUGGAGCAGCUGCUCGGUCACUUGAGCAACAAGACUGCACAUGAAGCAGUGCUGCUCUGUACGAUGCAGAUUGCGCUGCUCAAGUUCCGUCGUGGCUUGGACUUUCUUGCCGAAGUAAAGACCACAAUUGAUGAGAACAAGCCCGUGAUUGAAAGUCUCGUGGGUGCGGAACCCGUCGUACACGCCGCCUACUACCGUGUAGCGUGCGACUACUAUAGCGCACUGGGUCCUGCUGACAAAUUCUACAAGAACGCGCUCAUGUUUUUGGCGUACACGCAGUACGACGACAUGCGUCCUGAAGAACGUUUUGAUCUAGCUGUGAACAUUAGCAUUGCUGCGCUCACUGGCGAUGGCGUGUUUAACUUUGGUGAAGUGUUGGCAACCCCGAUCCUUGGUGCUCUGGAAAACACCGAUAAACAGUGGCUCUCGGACCUCUUGCACGCAUUCAAUAAGGGUGACAUUGAUCGGUUCAACGAAAUCGUGGGGCAGAACAGCAAGGAGUUUAACGCUCAGCCAGCGCUUGUGACCAAGCAAGAGUAUGUGAAGGAGAAGGUCGCCCUAUUGGCAUUAAUGGUGCUGGUGUUCCAGCGCCCGUCACACGAGCGCAACAUUUCAUUCCGGGAGAUUGCGGAAGCGACGCGCUUGCCACAGGAUCAAGUGGAAUGGGUUGUCAUGCGUGCCUUGUCGUGCAAGCUGAUCAAGGGCUCGAUUGACCAGGUGGACGGCAUCGUGCGGGUGACGUGGGUGCAGCCGCGCGUGCUGGAUAAUUCGCAGCUUCAGGAGCUGGUGGCGCGUCUGGACGGCUGGGAGAAGAAGGUGAACUCGACUUUGCUGUACGUGGAGGAGCAGACCCCGGAACUCUUUCAGUAG